AUGCACAAAGAUGAGAACGUACUCGAUCUCGUAGAAAGAUCGGUAUGGCGUCCCAGGCGAGCCGACUCUCCCAUAGAGGGUAAAACGACUGUUACACCCCUGGACAUUGGGUCAACAGUAGCUGGCAUGGAGAUUCCCUUCUCCAUAAGCCCAACGAUGGGCAACAUCUCUAUGAUGGACUUUCCCAUGAUACAGGAUGCCAGAUACCUAUCUUCGCCAAGCCAGGACUCAUUGUUUGUGCCUAAAGCACAGCCACCACCUCGGCUCUCUGGACCUGGGUUUACUUCCGCACCACACAACAGUCGUGUUCAGAAAACGUCGAAGAUGACUCGUUCUCGGCACAAUGCACCGGGGAUACAAGAUGCUCUCUCCACUAUCAAGGCCGCUCCUGGCGCGUCUGGAAGUAACCACGUCAAGAUUCAAAAGUCCUCACAGGGUUCUUCUUUAUCCAACGCACCCCAGACUAAGGCUGAGCAGCAAGCGCUAGAGCUCAAGAGGAAGUCUGAACAACGCUUGCAUUCGCCGGAGCCUGUGGAUAUUGAGAGUCGCAUACUAGAGUUGCUGCAAAAGGUCAAUCGCGACGAUAGAUCCAGGAGGCCGUCCAAGUCUGAGAAGAAUGAUGCAUUGUUAAAGAUGAUGGCUGAGCUUGUCAACAAAGGCCCAAGAACCCCCGACACAGAACAGCGUCGCUCCAGCAAGAGCUCUUCAAACAAUGACAAGACAUGUCCGAUGUCUGGCUGCGAAUUUGCGGUCGCUCGUGAUUGCGAUCUGCGUAAGCAUAUCAAGCGACAUAACAGGCCUUAUGGAUGCACAUAUCCCAAGUGCCACAAACGCUUUGGCGCAAAGUCAGAUUGGAAGCGCCACGAGAACAGUCAGCAUUUCCAGCAGGAAGCCUUCCGCUGCGGCCAAGAACUUCAGACAGGUCAGGUCUGUGGUGUGCAUCUAUACCGCGAAGGAGCGUUCAAGAACCACUUAGAGAGGGAGCAUAAGAUGGCGUGUGAAGUUGCUCAAGAGCGUGUCAACCUCCGCAGGAUUGGCAAGAACUGCCAAGGUACCUUCUGGUGUGGCCUGUGCAAAGACAUAGUGCGACUCAAAGAGCGACGCAAUGCAGCUUGGGAUGAGCGGUUUGAUCACAUCGCGCGUCACUUCGAGAAGGAGAGGAGAAAUAUCGAUGACUGGAUCUGUGCUGAAGAGAAUCGACCGAAGAAAGAGCUGCUCGAAGAGAAGAAGAAACGAGACUACUUUGACGAUGAGGACGAGAGGGACAAGGACGGCGAUGUGGAUGCUCCUGGAGAUGUGGAUGACGAUGUUCCACAGCCGCACCCGUCGCAGCCUCCUCCAAACAACAUGCCCAAGAUGCCGAUGUCAAGCCAUGCAUCGAUGCGGCCCUCGCCACUUGCAGGUGAUAUCGCGCUAGGAACUGCAGUAAAACGACAGCGUUCAGAAGAUUCGGCAUAUGGCGAACGACACCCAAAGCGAAGACAAAAGACCCUAGUAACAAAUCGCUAUUCUCUCGAGAAGUUCCGUGACGCGGCCUUGCGACCAACAACCUCACCUUCCUUAACUUCUCCUGCAAACAUGGCCGCCGCCGUAGAUGACGGGCAGCUUCUCAAGCAGGCGACCGGCCGCAAUACUCGAGGCUUGCUCCGGGUCAUUAUCCUGUGCCUCAUCGCUGCCGCCGCCGUAAGCAGUCGUCUGUUCUCCGUAAUCCGCUUUGAGAGCAUCAUCCACGAGUUCGAUCCGUGGUUCAACUUCCGAGCGACGAAAUACCUGGUACAGAAUGGCUUCUACAGCUUCUGGGACUGGUUCGACGACCGAACAUGGCACCCUCUUGGACGAGUCACGGGUGGUACUCUCUACCCCGGACUGAUGGUCACCAGCGGUGUCAUCUACCACGCCCUCCGCGCUCUCGCCAUGCCCGUCGACAUUCGAAACAUCUGUGUCCUCCUCGCGCCUGCCUUCUCAGGUCUUACCGCGCUCGCGACCUACCUCCUGACCUCCGAGAUGGUCCCGUCGCCCUCGGCCGGUCUGCUCGCCGCAGCCUUCAUGGGCAUCACCCCCGGUUACAUCUCGCGAUCCGUCGCUGGAAGUUACGAUAACGAGGCCAUUGCCAUCUUCCUGCUCGUCUUUACCUUCUUCCUGUGGAUCAAGGCAGUCAAGCUCGGAUCCAUGUUCUGGGGUGCAUUGACUGCGCUGUUCUACGGAUACAUGGUGUCAGCGUGGGGUGGAUACGUCUUCAUCACCAACUUGCUGCCCCUGCACGCUUUCGUCUUGAUCUGCAUGGGACGAUACAGCCCGAGAUUGUACGUCAGCUACACUUCGUGGUAUGCGCUCGGUACGCUUGCGAGUAUGCAGAUUCCCUUCGUCGGUUUCCUGCCUAUCCGCAGUAGCGAGCACAUGUCCGCGCUCGGUGUCUUUGGCCUCCUCCAGCUGGUGGCCUUUGUCGACUGGGUUCGCGCACAGCUUCCCGGCAAGCAGUUCCAGACGCUGCUCCGCGCUCUGGUUCUGAGUGUCUUCCUCAUCGGUGUCGGAGGACUGGUGCUUCUCACCGUCUCUGGUGUCAUUGCGCCCUGGACUGGCCGUUUCUACUCGCUCUGGGAUACCGGAUACGCCAAGAUUCACAUUCCCAUCAUUGCCUCCGUUUCCGAGCAUCAGCCUACCGCAUGGCCCGCUUUCUUCUUCGAUCUCAACAUGAUGAUCUGGCUCUUCCCCGCCGGUGUCUACCUGUGCUUCCGCACUUUGACCGACGAGCAGGUCUUCAUUGUCAUCUACGCUGUGCUCGCCAGUUACUUCGCUGGUGUCAUGGUCCGUCUCAUGCUCACUUUGACUCCCAUUGUCUGCGUUGCAUCGGCAAUCGCUUUCUCGCAGAUUCUCGACACCUACCUCGACGUCAAGACCCCCAAGCCCGUCACCGAGAACGGCAGCACCGAUACCGCUGCAGUCGCUGCUGCAGCUAUCCUUCCCGAGGGUCUCCGAUCUACACGCAACCCGCUCGUCGGCAUCUACUCGUAUGCCUCCAAGCUUACCGUCGCCGGAACCGCCGCCAUCUACCUCAUGCUGUUCGUUCUGCACUGCACAUGGGUCACUUCGAACGCCUACUCUUCGCCCUCCGUCGUGCUCGCAUCCAGACUUCCUGACGGUAGCCAACACAUCAUCGAUGACUACCGUGAGGCAUACUACUGGCUCAGGCAGAACACCCCCCAGAACGCCAAGAUCAUGUCCUGGUGGGACUACGGAUACCAGAUUGGUGGUAUGGCCGACCGCCCAACCCUUGUCGACAACAACACCUGGAACAACACGCACAUCGCUACCGUCGGUAAGGCUAUGAGCUCCAGGGAGGAGGUCAGCUACCCCAUCAUGCGUCAACACGAGGUUGAUUACGUACUGGUCGUCUUUGGUGGUCUACUUGGCUACUCUGGGGACGACAUCAACAAGUUCCUCUGGAUGGUCAGGAUUGCCGAGGGUAUCUGGCCCGAUGAGGUCAAGGAGCGCAACUUCUUCACUCCACGAGGCGAGUACCGUGUGGACGAGGAGGCCACCCCCACUAUGAAGAACAGCUUGAUGUACAAGAUGUCCUACUACAACUACAACGCGCUGUUCCCCGCCGGACAAGCCCAGGACCGUGUCCGUGGCGCGCGCCUUCCCGCACAGGGCCCCGAGCUCAGCACCAUCGAGGAGGCCUUUACCAGCGAGAACUGGAUCAUCAGGAUCUACAAGGUCAAGGAUCUUGACAACUUUGGUCGCGACCAUCAAAGCGCCGUAUCGUUCGACAAGGGCCACAAGAAGAAGCGGUCCACCAAGAGGAAGGGACCUAGGGUAUUGAGAGUUGAGUAG
Molecule: messenger RNA, 3834 nt
Organism: Alternaria triticimaculans
Lineage: Eukaryota; Fungi; Ascomycota; Dothideomycetes; Pleosporales; Pleosporaceae
Exons: 6
Coding region: 1-3834 (1277 amino acids)
Biological process (GO): post-translational protein modification
Cellular component (GO): membrane
Molecular function (GO): dolichyl-diphosphooligosaccharide-protein glycotransferase activity
Source: RefSeq, a predicted model, not a curated record